AUUUGCACUGUAAAAGUGAUGGGGCAGUCAGUUAUGCUGCUUCGUUUCCUGCAAUUUACAGUGGUACCUUGGGUUAAGUACUUAAUUCUUUCCAGAGGUCCGUACUUAACCUGAAACUGUUCUUAACCUGAAGCACCACUUUAGCUAAUGGGUCCUCCCACUGCUGCCGCACCGCCGGAGCAUGAUUUCUGUUCUCAUCCUGAAGAAAAGUUCUUAACCCGAGGUACUAUUUCUGGGUUAGCGGAGUCUGUAACCUGAAGCGUAUGUAACCCGAGGUACCACAGUAUUUGUGUGUGUGUGUGAAAUCCCAUAACUUUUCAUUGGGGAAGCAACACAGAACAACUAAUAUACCCAGCACUAUUGCACUAUUAUUAUGUAAAGAACACGUUUCAGAAUACACCCACAAUAAGACACUGUUCUGGAGGGGAACUAUUUAUUAAUAUGUACUUUUCCUGAUGUUACGUACCGAUCAAGGCAGCUGUUUUUUUUAAAAAGCACACACACCUCCCAACCUUAUAUCUAUUACUAGAUACAAGGGACCCAUGUACAUAUAUAUAGGGCAACUGAAACAGACAGGGAUCAAGCCCACUAGCCCAGAUGGAAGAAUUGCUGCCCAUCUCUUUGCUCCAAGAAUAAGCUGCAAUUUUGUCCUCUGAUUUCACACUGUAUUUUGAAACACCAUGCACCUACAUAUGUAGCGUACUCUGGCUUGAGCUGUUUGCAGUUCAGUCCUUUAUAAAGUUAUUCCUGCAAAAAUAAAUUUUAUUUUAAAAAAUUUAAAGAAGAUUCAGAGGCUUCAGCAGAAAUUCUCCAUACUUUCAUCAGUGUUGAGGUUUUUUUGUUUUUGUUUACUUUUAAGGAAAUCUGGGGAAAUAUUUCUUUAAGAGGUCAAAGGAAAUAUUUCCCUUAAAAACAAAAUCAGUGAGUACACAAAUCUCAGAGAGCAGCCAGCUUCUCGUCUAUUCCAGGUAUGAACUUCCCCCACAGUAUAUUCUUCCCAAAUUCUGAGCUGAUAAUACUUGAGAAUAAGUUUCAUGAUGGAGGUCACCCCUCUCGCCUCAAAUCAAGGACUGUUUCGGGCCGCUUCGGCUCUUUCCGUCAACAGCCGAGAGGAAGCGGGGUGAAGUUUUGGAUGAUUUCCGCCGAGCCGGCCAAUUCGACGCCGCGCGUGCUUUCGCUUUCUUUCGGCUCUUUCCGUCAAGAGCCGUGGAAAAGGAAGUUUGCUCUUCGAGCACGUCCGGGAGCCCCUUCCGUCACCCGCUCGGGAAGGAGGCGGAGCAUCAGACUGGUGUGUUCGGCUCCUUUCCGUCGCCGCUCGGGAAGAAGCGGAGAGAGCUCCAGGCCUUCGGGUCCGCUCGGGCCGUUCUCCGUCGCCGCUCGAGAAAGAGAGGAAGAGGUCCACGCCGUCGGGUGUUUCCGCCUGCCGCUCGGGAAGACUCGGCUCCUGACGGGCCGGGGCCUUCCCUUCCUUUCGCUUCCCUCCUCCACGGCCCGGUUAACGGUCGCUACCAGUUUAAAUGAGACGGGGUCCGGGCCGCCGCCGCCGUCGCGUCACCCACUGAGGCGGAGUCUGUCAGGAGGAAGGAGGAGGAGGGGGAGAGGAGAGGAGAGAGGGGGCGCCCUCUCCCCACCUCCCUCAUCCGGGGCCUGUCCCUGAGGGGGGAGCCGGGGCAGGAUGACUGUGCUGCAAGAACCCGUCCAGGUAAGGACCCCGGUGGCGAUGGGCCUGUAUAUGGGGGAGCGGGGGAAGGAAGGAAGGCCGGGUGGGAGGGGACGGAAGGGGAGCAGUUGGGUUCCUGCCCGCUCUCCUUUCUGCCCUGACAGGGCAAGGGCUCCCUUUGCAAAACCAAAAAAAAUCAAGCAAAGCAAACAAGCAAACAAAAAACCCCUUUCUGCUGGGAGCGGGGGGAGGGGUUUCUCCUUUUAAAAUUUCACUCUCCUUAACGUUCCCCCCCCCUUUGUGGGUGUCGCGCACACACACUUGUUCACGCGUCUCACCCCCGAAUUUUGUCAUUCUCUCCCCCCCCCACUCCUUUCCCUGGAACGUGCCAUGUGGUGUUGUUUUUAGAUAAACCCCAUUUCCUUCCAGAUCCUUAAAUCUCCCACCAGCCACCCUCUCUGCAUUCCCACCUACCCCGAGAAUUACCACUGAUUCGCCCCCCCCCCAGCAUUCUUAGCUGACUGCUCCUUCCUAAGAGAGAUCCCCUCUUCUCAGCCCUCUUCAGUCUCUAUUCUCCCCGCCCCCCCCCACUUCAUCUUCCCAGCAAGGACCCCUGUUCAAUCAGUCGCCCUUUCUCUCGUUAGAACAUAUACUGCAAUAAGUCAUACGAAUAUCAUGCAUUUACAUGGGACGCCCAGUGGUCUUCUUUCCAGGGAGCUGAGCAUUGGGGACCUGGAAGCUGCCUCCUACCAAGUCAGACCAUUGGGUUAUACAGUGUUGCCUGUUGGCAGCAGCUCUCCAGGAUUUUAGGCCAAGGUCUUUCCCAGUUCUGCCUGGAAAUGCAGGGAAUUGAACCUGGGACCUUUUGCACACAAACGAGGUGCUCUUCCCAGAUAUUCUUUCCUUCUGCUUCAUAUAACUAUUUAUUCUCUUCACUUUUCCCAUGAAGACUCUUCUCUUACACACUUGUAUUCCAUGCUUAGAUCUCCUCCUGUUCUCCCCUACCCUGUCAUCUUUGACAAUCAGAAUGUUAACAUACAAACACUGAUUUCUCCCUCCAGAAAACACUACCUGGAAGAGCUCUUGUUGAGCUGGGGUUGUGUUGAGGAGGUCCUGCCUAUAUGGAGCAUAACAUUCUCCAAUUAUCUAAAGACAUCCACAUGUUUUCAGCUCCUCCAUUGCAGAAAGAAAACUGACUAGGGCCAGAUCGGAACAAUAUUUCAUGAGUCCAGAAGCCUUGAUGAGAUCUUCAGGUGACAUAUCUGGAUGGAGUCGGACCAACCUGCAGGCAUUAGGGCGUGUCAUCCAAAUGUUAGAAGCCUAGCUGACUAGGCAGCUGGGAUUUUUAAAAUCUUCAGUGUACAGUGGUACCUCUGGUUGCGAACGGGAUCCGUUCCGGAGGCCCAUUUACAACAUGAAAAGAACGCAACCCGCAGCGGCUUCUCUGUGCACGCGGGGGUUGUGAUUUGCUGCUUAUGCGCGUGCCGUCAUUUUGCGCGUCUGUACAUGCGCGAGUGGCGAAACCCGGAAGUAACCCUUUCCGGUACUUUCGGGUCACCAUGGGACGUAACCUGAAAGAAUGGAACAUGAAGCGGACAUAACAUGAGGUAUGACUGUACUCUGCCUUCCCCUUCUUUAUUACAACAGUGCUGACCUCUUGUUCUCUUCUCUCAUGUUCUUUUAAUCCUAUAGGGUUUUCUUCCCUCCAGCCCCACAAAUAUUCUAACUCCAUGGAAUCAUUUGAUACUAUGUGCACAUAUUCCAUGUAAUGCAUUUUCUCUAUUUUGUUGCAUGGUCUCCUUAUUUACUCUGUACUCUUCCUCAUUUAAUUUAUAAUUCAGUGCCAUCUUUUCUGAAUGGCAAGGUGAAAGCACCUUCAAAGCUGACGUAAAAUGACUCUCUGAUUAUUUAUUAUGUAGAGCUGAGCAAGGUAAAACCAUGCAUUCCUGUUAAGAUGGAAAAUCUUAGAAAUGACCUCUUCUCUCACUUCUUUCACUCUGACCUCCAAAAGUUAUGCCAAAGGAAAAGGUUAUGUCAAAGAUGCUUGUGCUCAUAUUUUUUCAGGUCUCCACUGAGAAUUGUGGGCAGCUGCCAAGCAUGUAUUUAGCAAUGCGCCCAAGUAAGCAUUCAGUCUAACUUAAAGUGUGCAUACCACUGUGGCUGUCAUACUGCAGGGCAUAGGCAGUUACUUGAAAGGUAUGAGAGUCAGCCUUUGCCAAUCUGUUCUUUACAAGAGGAUUUUGAUGAACAGCCUUGCUGAGACUCUGGUUGACCUCUGGAAUGGGGAAAUGCUUUUCCAUUGACACAGUUGUUUCUGAGUGUCCUUUCUCAUAUCGAACAGCCAGGUUGACUUUUUGUUUUCCUGAGGAGCCAAUGGCAAUGCAAUGAUUGUCGAGUCAAAUUUGAACUCAUUGAUAGAUCCACUUGCUGUAUUUCUGGCAACUGUUUGUUAUUUCGUUAUGGAAUGUGUACAGGAUUCUUGGGAGUGUUCAGUUGAUCACAUGACCUUUGCACAUCUUGGCAUCCAAGGAGGAUUGGCUGAGUUAGUGAGCAGGAGGCGGGAAGGAAGCUACGUCAUAUAGCUUAGAAAGUGUAGUACAUUUUCUGCUAAAGAAGCCCACUCUAGAUUUCAUUGUGUUGGCCAAUUACAGGGCAAUGUCCACUUUCCAUUCUUUAGUAAGAUGUUUGAGCAUGUUUUGGUGGCCUACCUCGAAGAUUUGCUGAAGGAGACUAAUUAUCUUGAUCCAUUUCGUUGUGGGUUCCAUCCUGGUUUUGGAACGUAAAUGGGUUUGAUAGCUUUGAUGGAUGAUUGUAGCUCAGUGAUAGUACAUCUGCACAGUGCUAGGUUCAGCUCAUCACUUCUUCAGGUAGGCCUGAAGAAGAAGAAGAAGAAGAAGAAGAAGAAGAAGAAGAGUUUGGAUUUGAUAUCCCGCCUUUCACUCCCUUUAAGGAGUCUCAAAGUGGCUAACAUUCUCCUUUCCCUUCCUCCCCCACCACAAACACUCUGUGAGGUGAGUGGGGCUGAGAGACUUCAAAGAAGUGUGACUGGCCCAAGGUCACCCAGCAGCUGCUUGUGGAGGAGCGGAGACGCGAACCCGGUUCCCCAGACUUACGAGACUACCGCUCUUAACCACUACACCACACUGGCCUGGGAAACAGCCCUGUCAGAAAUCCUGGACAGCCUCUGCCAGUUAGUGUAGACGAAACUGAGCUAGAUGAACCAAUUAUAAGACAGCUUCUUGUGUUUCUUAACUAGACAAGGGCAGUGCAUCUGUUUUGGGUCUGCUGGAUGAUUGUCUUUUGAUGCCAUUGACCAGGGUCACUUUGCUGUGGUGGGUUAUAGGGGUACAUAUUACAGUGGGUCUGGUCCUUCUCAGGGCAGAUUACAGAAGAUAGUGAAGUGGGGGCAUCUGUUCAGUGACUUGGUUUGGGGCCUAUGGUGUCCCACAGUAUUCCAUCAUGUUCCAUUUGCUAUUUAGUAUCAGCGUGAAACUUCUCAGAAAUUAUUUGUGUUUGGUGUUGGUUAUCAUUAGUAAUAUGUGAAUGAUGCACAACUCUGUAUGAUCUCACCUACAGGGCCGGGCAGGUCCUGAAUUGUUGUCUGAGGUCAGUGAUGGGUUGCAUGUGGACAAACAAGUUGAAACACAAUCUAGACAAGUCAGAAGUGCUCUUGAUUAGUUUUCCAACUGAACCAGUGAGUGUCAGUGUGCUCUGGAUAGGGACAUCGAAAAAGUAUGUUGGAAACUCAAAAUGGGAGUAGAAAUUGCGUCAAUUUGCAUGCUCAUCUGGCGUGAAGGAUGGAAAUCAUGCAAGUCUGCAAAUGUUCUAUAAAUAAAUAAUUGUUUCCUACAUUGUUUAUUGAUGUUUUCCUUCCAUUGAAAUGCAUUGAAACUAAGUACAUAAUUAAGUAUGUUAGUUUUGGCCGCAGCAGAUAGUGAGAUCAAUAAUAUAGGUUUUAAUGCAAGUUGAACUGUAGUGGAAUAGAAUCAGUGCUGUUUGUGGUGAGCACAGGAUGGGACAGAAAUUGCUUCCUCCUUACAUCCCUAGUUCUCAAAGAACUUGCAUGCUCCUUAACAAAUCAGAUUUGCACUGCUACAAAGCUGAGCCUUGCUUUAGGAUGCCUAGGAGGUGUCUGUGGUGAGGAACACAAUUGCUCAGCUUCAGCUGGUCUGCCAACUGCACCAGAGUGGACCUGCUCAUAGUCACAUCAUGUCUUACACUGAAUUACUGUACUCGGAACUGCCCUUGAAGACUGUUUGGAAACAAGCUAGUGGAAAAGUUGCUUUAGGACUUCUGACUGGUGCCAGAAUUCAGGAACAUGUCACACUGUUAUAUCUACAGCACUAGCUACUAGUCUAUUUUGUGGUGCAAUUCAUGGUGCUAGGCAUGACUUUUAAAGCUCUUGAGGACCUAGGACAUAGGCAGCGAACGGUUUGCGCAGGGAUUAUGUUCUGGACCCCUGCACACAUCUGCGGGGCCAUGGAAGGCUACCCCGUUCCGCCCCCUUUGGUGAUGUUUUUGUGACUUUUCAGGGCACUUCCGGGUUUGGUACAAUUGUGCACGUAUUGGACAUGCUAAAACGGUUGCUGCCUGUACAAUAUCUAAAGGAUGUCCUCCACCGUUACUGAUGUGCCCAUCCUUUCAGAUCAUGUUGUGAGGCCUUCUUGCACAUCCCUUAACCUUCUGAGAGUAUUAUUAGUGAGGAUAUGAGGGAAGGCUAUUUAUUCAGAAUGUGAAACUCCAUGCCCUGGCAGGUUCAUUUGCUAUAGCUUUGCCAGUGUUCCAUCACCGAGUUUCUUUUCGGGCAAACUUUUAAUUUAUGCAUGUAAAAUUCUCCUUGUUCUAGUCUUGGCUGUUUUUUUACUGUUAGCUUUAUUUCUUGAAUUGCUGGUUUAAAAAGUAUUCUUAUGUACUUGUUAGUAUUUCUUGUAUAAUGCAAUAAAUUUAUUGCUUUUAUUGAUUUGUCAUGUAUACUACUUUGAGCGCCUCCAUUUUAAAAGUGGGAAUGUGGGGUACAAAUAUCUUAACACAUUUGUGCCCUAUUUUUUGCCUAAAGAUCUGAGUUGAUCUGAUAUGAUCUUUAUCCCUGGAUCAUAAAACAUACUGUGAUCUUAUUUGUCUGUGCUCCCCUCCCCUUCCUUUUCACCCCCCCCCCAAUUUUCUUUUUUGUUAACAUUUGCCUCAAGGGCAGGAGGAGAGCAUGUCAGCCAAAUCAUCUUUGUGUUUCAUUUCAACUGCACACGCUAAAAGAACCUUUAAGUUUUCUUGUGAUUUCAGCUGCAUUAUUCUUGAAAUGUUUGGCUUUCUUUUCAUGUUACUUUGGACCAUCCAGUACUUGGACAGUACUAUUGGUAGCUCUUAACUGUACUUCUAUAACCCUUCUUGGAAUUGGUAUGCUAAGUCCUAUUCUGCCUUAUUUAAUUUUUUCUUGGGUAUUUAGAGAAAAUGUUAACAUUUGUUGUCUUCCAGCUGUAGCCACACUUGCAGUUUCUUGUGAUACUCUAGUGUAGGAGUCACAACUUCAUGUUUUAUGCUAGUGAAUUUAGAAUUUUUAGUUUAUGCAUAGAUUACAAAAUCUGGUCGUUCUUGCAAAAUACCCCCAAAGUAGUCUUUUAUCACACUUACUUUAAAAGGAGAAGAAAAUCAAGUAACCAUAAUAGCUAAGGGGGUAAUGUGAAUAUAUGUGGCUGAAACACCUGCCUACCUGCUGUGUGUCAUAUGUGGUCUUUCAAUCCCUGACAAAGUGAAUUUUCCAACAAACACUUUAUACAUAGUUAAUAAAUGUAUGUGGUGUUCUUGAUUUUUGUAAUGUGUUAUAAUGGUGGAAAUAGGUUUGUUGAGGGUAAUUGAUUGGACACACUUCUGAAAUGAAGUGUAGGCCCUUCUAGUCGACACCGACAGAGGAGUAGAAAUAUUCCCAGAUAAAAUGCUGUUCAGGGUUGUAGCAUAAUAUAUUGUGAAAUAAUGAAUAUUUGGGAACAGGAAGGACAAUAAUCAGCAAGGGAAGAGAUACAAGAUAGAUAGAAAAGUGUUUAUUUUUUCGUUUUGUUUUUCUGUGCAUUUAGUAUUGGUUUAUAGUGCUAAUCUUCCUUUCUCUCUCCCUCCUUCCCACCCUUUUCAUACAGGCCGCUAUAUGGCAGGCACUUAACCACUAUGCUUACCGGGAUGCCGUGUUCCUGGCAGAGAGAUUGUAUGCAGAAGGUAUGCAUCCGCUGUGGUUACUGGUCUGCACUUUUUGUGAAUUUAUCUGUGUAUUUUGAAGAACUUCAAUUUCUGCAUUGUUCAUUAGGCUAUAGGUGGAUGUCAGUACAGUCGUACCUUGGAUCCCGAACGCCUUGGUACUCAGACAUUUUGUCUCACGAACGCCACAAACCUGGAAAUGAGUGUUCUGGUUUGCAAACAUUCUUUGGAACCAGAAUGUCCAAUGGGGCUUCCGUGGCUUCCGAUUGGCUGCAGAAGUUUCCUGCAGCCAAUCAGAAGCCGUGCUUGGGUUUCUGAACAUUUUGGAAGUCAAACGGACUUCUGGCAGGGAUUCCGUUCGACUUCCAAGGUACACCUGUACAGUGGUACCUCUGGAUGCGAACGGGAUCCAUUCUGGAGCCCUGUCCACAUCUUGAAGCGAACACAACCCGCGUGUGCGCGGGUCGUGAUUCGCCACUUCCGCACACGCGCAUGACAUUAUUUUGAGUGUCUGCACGUGCGCGAGCAGCGAAACCCGGAAGUAACACGUUCCGUUACGUUCCACAGAGCGUAACCUGAAAACGCUCAACCUGAAGCAUAUUUAACCCAAGGUAUGACUGUAUUGUAAAUAAGCAGGUAUGGUUAGGUGCAGAGUGUCAACAAAAAGUUGGCUAGUGGUAUGUAUGUCUUACAAUAUGCUUAAAUGGUUAAAUAAAAAAAUGAAAUAUGCGUUUUUUAAAAAAAAUUGAACUAUAUUUUAAGACUGCUAUCAGGGAAGGUGGAGACAUUGCUUAAUUUUUAUUUUUAAAAGGUGUGUCAGGAUUCUAGUUUGUUUGGGAGCUCUGCCUUCUGUUUGGAAGAAAGUAUUGCUCCUUAAUUCCAAAUGACAACUUUAGGGAUAUCUUACUUUAUUUUAUUAAAAUAUUUUGUAUCUGCUCCUUUUGAAAAGGGGCAUGGCCACAAGUGGCAGGGGGGGCUUUUGAGACCAAUACUAAUAGCACCUGGUUAAAGGGGUUGAGUCUAUGAGUACCUAGAAUAUGUUUUAAAAACUUAUUCCAUUGGUUGUAAUCACUGCACACCUCUUAACCUUGAAUAGGCUGAAGUACAUCAGUGGUUGUCUGUUAUACAGCAGAUCUUAUUGUCCCUCAUAAGAUGCGGAUGCACAGAGAUUCUAUGCCCUAACUAGCUAGUAAAAGAUUAUAAUUGAUGUUACUAAUCCUUCAGUUCUCUUUGACAUUGGAAAUCAUAUUUAUAUGGCCAGGAAUAGAUAGAUAAACUGUUUGCACUCAGAGGUUUAAAUGAUGGAUCUUAAUGUUCUCCACCCCACCCGUUUCUUCAGUGCACUCAGAAGAUGCCCUGUUCCUAUUGGCAACCUGUUACUAUCGCUCAGGAAAAGCAUACAAGGCAUACAGGCUUCUUAAAGGACACAGUUGUACCACCCCACAGUGUAAAUAUUUGCUUGCCAAGUGCUGUGUUGACCUCAGCAAGUAAGUUGUCUUAUUGGUUUGUUGGUGCUGCUGGAAGUUGUAGUUAAUAUUUUUAAGAGAGUCCGAUGCCAUUUAUUGUCCCAUCAGAUCUUGGGAUAAUAGCAUAAUGAAAUUCAUUUUCACUUUCAGAUGUGGCCAGUGUGCUAGAAAUCACUAAACAUGCUGAAGGUCUUGUAAAGGAAAUGGUGAAAAAAUAUAGAAAUUUCUUCCUAGAUCAAGAAUGAAAUUUUAUACAAGUGUCCAGCUAGGAGUUUUAAAAUGCUAAAUUAGAUGAGCUGUAAGUGUUAAGCAUCUGGGGGCACUUAACAGUCCUAUGAAACUGAUAAAUGUUUGAUGCCUGUCAUCAGCAAAUUUCUCUCACUGAGCUGUUGUGAUAUCAUGGAUUUUCUAAAGAUGAAUAUGUUAGCCACACAGUUUUGACAAACCAUAGAUUUAAUGAAGAAAGUGUUUGGUUACUGAAGUAUGGGGAGCCAAAUGGCAGGAGAGCCAGGUGGUAUGGAAUUUAAAGAACAGAGAAUCUAGAGACAGGGUGUUUUGAGCGAAGGGAGCAGGAUAGGAAGAGAGCAGGGGACAGGAGGAGGCAUGGGAAAUAUCAAUGAAGUUGAAGAAAGGAGAGGCCAGUAGGAAAACAGCAUGCAAGAGCCAGAGACAAAGAUUUUAUGCUUACCUCUACCAUUACAUUGCCCAUAGCAGUGCAAAAGAAAUUGGCCUGGUUUGGAUGCCCAGCUAAACCAUCAUGGUUUAGCAUAAUGGGAGAGAGCAGCCACAGGCCUUGCACUUGCGUGCUCCCCCCCUUUUUUUUCUGGUGUGGUCACAUGGUUUCAGAUGGUUUCACAUCCAGUUUUUUUGGUUUUUGUUUAUUUCUUCAUUGAAUUUAUAUAUCGCCCUAUACCUGGAAUUUUGAAUUAACUGCAGGAUGUUCUGUCAUCCAAACCAGACAAAAUCAAGUUAAUAUUAACGAUGUUUUUGUUUCGUUUUUCAAAAAAAGAAGGCAGAUUUAUCCAUAACCAAUUGGUGCUGGCAGAUAUGCCGUAAGUGAUCCAUUCAUAUUGCUGAUUUUGUCCCUGAAAGCAGGGAUGCUUGCUUCCACACAGACAUCCUGAUUACCCUAUGCAUUAUUAGCAGCAGUGCCACUGAUAGGGUGCACAUUUUUGUGGGUCCAACAUGUAGAGAUGCUCUGCCUAGAAUGGCUUCUGUUUCUAGAUCAUGUUAGAGCUAGAUAAGCAAGAUAGAUUGUUGGAGGUGGAGUGGAAUGUUUAAAUAAUCUGAAGCGUUUAUACUCACAAAAACCAUGUGAGGGAGUUGUGUAUCUGAGAGCACCCACCUUGUCUGUGGCAGAGCUGUGAACUGGUUUGGGCUACACCAUCAAUGCUUCUGUAAUUUUUAUUACCUUAUUAUCUUUAAACAGACUUGCAGAAGGAGAACAGAUCUUGUCUGGUGGUGUGUUCAACAAACAGAAAAGCCACGAUGACAUUGUGACAGAGUUUGGUGACUCUGCAUGCUUCAUGCUUUCGCUCCUGGGGCAUGUAUACUGGUAUGACUUUUCUUUUCUUUUUAGGGACAAGCUAUCUCCCCUAGAUUCCUCCUUUUCCCAAAACGUUUUUGCACUGCUGCUUGUAGGUGCGCAGUUCUUAGCUCUCAGUUUGGAGACAUACAAAUUUCCCUAGCAAAAAGCAGCAUAAAAAUUACUUCUGAAUCAACACCUUCAUUUGUGAUGUAAAGCUACAGGCUGAUAUAAUUAUUCUUGAGCAGAUCUACUUAUGCGGGAAAGGACCAGUCUGUUAGAUGGGCCUGUGGCCUGAUUUUAUAAGGCAGCUCUAUAUUUAGUUUAGAAUUUUUUUGGUCUUAUUGCAGAACUUUGCUACUCCUUAGAAUACACAUCCUAAGAACUAUCAUGUCCUACGGGAUGAACACAUUCCCAGCUUUUAAAGACUGUCAGUACUUCAAAAUACAGGAGCAGUCUUGCACAAAGACCUUAGGAAGAGUUGCAAGUUUUACUCUGCUGCAUUGUUGUCCUGCAUUUCAAUAUGUUUUGGGCUCACAAAUAGCUAGUCAAGAUUUAUUAUUGCUUUUGAACAUUCCCUUCCCCCAACUUUGAGAAGGGACAAAAUCUCAUCCUUGAUAUCCCUCUGAGCUUCAGAGGCAUUUGAAGCAGUAAGAAGGCUUGCUUUUUGGCGGCUGCACUGAGAGCCAACCAGGAGGUCAGAGCGUGCUACUGUCCUCUUGCAGAGCCUAGGGAAAGGUGUAGUCUGUGAUCUUGCAAUCUGGUUUGGAGGUAUUUGGAAAGCUUCUAAAUGCCCCCAGAGUCCAGUGCAAGUUCAGAGAGUAGCUACCAUGUACUCAUCACUGGAUAGAAUAUUUCUGGACCCUUGCUGGUCCCUGGUGCUAAAGUACAAGGAUUGAUAAAGAUGUCUUCCCUUGGGCUUCCUGCUCAUUUUGAGGUAAGAAAUUCUCUUCCAGAAUGGAUGUGAAGCAGUUUAAGCAGUACCAUUCUUCAACAACAACAACAACAACAACAAAAACCGGUUUUCCUGUUGUUUUUACUGAAGCCAUGUAGAAAUGUACAGUUUACAUAUGGUGUGUGGGAGAUGCUCAAGUUGCUCAAUUUGGAAAAAUACAAAUGCCCCCAUUUCCAUGCCACCUAACAAAAUAAUGGUAGCUGAUUGCAGGAGAUAUUUCUGUGGUUAUUUAUGCAAGCUGUAGAAAUAGCUCGUUGUUCUCAUUUUCCUGCAGAAUCUCUCCUCAUUGUUUCCCCCUCCCUCUUUCUCUCUUAACAGCAAGACAGAUCGGCUUGCCAAAGGAUCUGAAUGUUACCAAAAGAGCCUUAGUUUAAAUCCUUUCCUCUGGUCCCCUUUUGAAUCACUAUGUGAAAUAGGUAGGUUUUGCUUAACUCCUUCCCUGGGAAUAGAUGGGUUCUUUACCAUCCUUUGGAAUUCAUGAUUUGAGUUGGAGGGAGGGUAUAAGGAGACAUCUCACUGAUUUCAUCCAGGUCUACUGAACAAUUGAAUUCUCUUACGGCAGCAGCGUAUGAUGUGGAAAACACUUUUACAAAAACCUUUUCCUUGGCGAUUACCGUUGAACCUGGGAUUGAGCAAGAAUGGGACUGGAUACUUCUGGUUGCUUUUCCUCCUCUCUCCUCAGAAAUGGCUUCAUUGUUUUUGUUAAUGUAUUCCACACAAGCAUGGAGUAUGUAUAUUUCAAAUCCCAGUGUCUAAUCCAUGCCUUUCAGGGUUCUUUCUGGUUUAUUUCCAGCGGUGAAGCCAGUUGUGCAAUCUGAAUAUUUUUUUUAACUUGGUGUUUCAUUGUAUCCCAUCUCAAGGGACUGGCAGAUAGAUAAGUAAAUAGAACCAGAUCCUCACAAACACUAAAAUGAAAUAUAUCAUAUGAAGUGAAACCGGGCAGCUGCUGUGCCUGCCAACCAGACUGUGGAAUCUGUUUUGGUAGCACACAGUUGGUUUCCUGUUCUGGAAAAGUGACAAAGUAUCUGGUUUCUCUGGAGCCUGAGAAUUCAUGCUAUCUCAUCUUCCUUUUCCCAUAAACUUGACUUUCCCCAUGUUACCACUUUAUCAGCAUAUGACUCUUUAAAACAAAACAGAAAUGUUGUGUUCCAGGUUUUCAGCUGAUCUUUUAAGAGUUCUUCAACCCCCCUGAGUUGUUUCCCAUUGCCUGGAGCCAAUCUCACCAUGAUGUGACUUGAAGCGGUAGUUUUGUUGUGACAGGUGCAAAAGGGGCAGGGCCACAAGCAGGGCAUAACAGCCUCAUUGGCAGUACCAGGGCUAAGCUGGUACCGUGCAGCUGUUUGGCCCCUCCGUUGGUUUUUUGUACUAGGGGCAUGCAUGCUUAUGUUUCAGACGGAAAGGUGAGAGUUUUGUGGCAUUUGCAGGCUGGAGGCAACCCACGGAAUGCAUUUGGUUCCUUCUUACUUGAUGCCCUCUCAGUCUUUGCUUCUGCCAGGAAGAGUUGUCUCACAGUUGUCUUGAGCUUGCAUCAGAGCUGUUCUUUGAUUGAGUGUGCUAUCACAGCAUGCCUCCUGCAAGUUUCUGACUCAAACAUUCAGGUUUAUGCCUACUUAGGAUAGGGUUGCCAUAUUUCAAAAAGUAAAAACCAGGACACCCCAAAAGUUGUUCAGCUUUUUUAGGGGAACCCCCCCUUUAAAAUUAUUUUUACAAAAAAAUAAAAAAAACCCGCGAUUCUUCAGCAUUUCCCCCCAGACGUCAAUUCCGCCUUCGAAAUCCCAGUAAUGUCCCGGAAGAUCUGGACGUAUGCCAGCCCUAAUUUAGGAAUAUUUUGCUAUGGAUUGCCAGUCAUUUGUGUUCAUGGUGUGUAAGAUGUGGGCCAUAAGUCACCCUUCCCAAUACUGAUAGGGUUGUGGAAGAGGGCAGUUGCUGCAGCCUGCUCUUGAGUUCCUGUGAUGCAUGGUAAUCUUGGUCUUCUUAAAACAGUUGUAGUGUGCUGCUGUUGUGUAAAGGAGUAUGGGGAAAACCUGGAAGACGUUAACAUGAAAUGUAAUGUUGUGGAGUGUCUGGGCUGGAUGUAAACUGUACUGGCCCUCUGGAAACUCCAUGGGUUGAAGUCCUGUACAUCAUUUCCAUCUGUGCCAUUUACAAACAAAAGCAGAUAUAUGCAUAUCUUCUUCUGCCUCUGCUUCAAAUGCAAAGAAAGACUUAAAGCAGUGCUGCUGCUACCACUAGCAUAACAUGUAGGGAAAGCUAGACAUCUUCUCGUCUGGACAGAUUAGUGUUAAAAAUGCAAGAUGAAAACUUUUAAAGUCAUAUCAGCCCUGUUUAGGUUGGUUAUUUCAUUUAUAGGGAAUAUGUAUAAUUUAUAUAAAAGGGCCCAAGAUGAAAGGUGCACAUUGGUGUUAGACUGUACAUUUAACAAAACUAAGUAGAUCAUGAUGCUUCCAAACUGCACAACUCCUGCUAGGAUAUUGCUUGGAGGAUAGACUUGUCAAUGCUUAUUAGUCAUAGUAGCAAAAUGAAACUUCUGCAUUUUGGAGAAAAUCCAUUUCAUUGCACAUAAUACUGGGAACCAACAACAGGUGAUUGCCAUUCCUACCUUGUCCACUUGUGAUCUUCCUGGAGGCAUUAGUUAAUGAGACCUGCUUGGGAAGGAUAGGAAAAAUAUUAUCUGUGAAUGGAAUGGUAACUUGGAGGCAAACACUGGAAAUUUUGUAUGGUCUUACACUUUGUAAAAAGUCAUGAAGAUCCAUGCCUUCAAAUGCCUUUGUGGUGCUGGGAAGUAGUGUAUCGGUAAUUUUUACCACACAGUCUACCAAUGUAAAUUCUAAUCUGAUGGCUUGCAAAAUAAGGCCUAUUCAAUUCUGCUGGAUCCUGACUUUUACUCAGAUAUGGUAGAAAAGCAAAAUGUGUGUGUAUGUGCACUCCAUCUGUCUGUGUUGGAGAGUAAACUGGAGGGAGAGAAGCAACAGGGCAGGGUUGCCCAAAGCACUUUCUAAAAAUUCAAAAUCUUUCACAGGCCCAAAAUAUAUUUCCAACCCAUGGUUUAGUGCCCUAGACUAGAUCUCUACCUGCAGGCAUCUGGCUGAUCACUGUUGGAGAAAGAUUAACGCAGGACUAGAUGGAUCUUGGCACUUCAUGUAUUGUUAGUGAUGCAUAGUAAAAUAGCUUCCCCCUGGUGGAAAUAGUAACAUCAGCAGUUAGGUCUCUACCAGCUUUCCUGUAACACAGAGUCUUCAGUAAUAAUGUGAAAAGUAUUUAAGGAUGUGUUUGUGAAGAUGUAUGCCAUGCUCUAAUUGUUAUACUUGAUGGGUAUCUUUUUUAAAAACACAUUUUAAACAAUUGGAUAUUAACAGCACCAUGUAGCAAUAAGUUCAGACAGCAGUUCCAUACUGUGCUGUUGUUGGGGGGGGGGGGCAACACAUAACAUUUUAAUCUCUUCAUUUGUGUCACAUUGAAAAGAAGCCUUUUCCCUUACCCCAAAUCCCUUUCUCUUCAUUCACAAAGGUGAAAAGCCAGACCCUGACCAAACAUUCAAGUUAACAUCUAUACAGAACUUCAGCAGCUGCUUGCCUAACACCUGCACAACUGUGGUGUCUAAUCACAGCAUAACCCACAGGCAGCCAGAGACAGUUCUUACGGAAACGCCGCAAGACACGCUUGUAAGUUUUUAUCAGCCAUAUUUUACCAUCAUUGCUUACACUGAGAGUGAUCAUUGGGGGGGGGGGGGGGAAGUGUGCUGCUUUUUCUUAUUUUAUUUUUUUUUCUAUUUCAGGAAUUAAACAGACUCAACCUGGAGUCCUCCAACUCUAAAUAUUCCUCCAACACAGAUUCCUCCAUCUCUUAUAUUGAUUCGGCUGUAAUUUCACCAGAUGCUGUACCUCUUGGAUCGGGAACUGCCUUCUUAACUAAACAGGCUCAAAACAAACCAAAAACUGGCCGGAGUCUUCUGGGUGGACCAGCUGCUCUGAGUCCAUUAACACCAAGGUAAAGAAAGAAUCUGAAGUAUCCUCAAGGCUGCCUACUGAAGAUGACUAUAAGAAAAACAGCAGAGUCCUGUGACACUGUAAAGAUUAGCAAAAUUACUGUGGCAUAAGCUUUCAUGGAUUAGAGCUCACUGUUUUAGAUGCAUAGUCACACACAUUGGUGCAGGAAAACCCAAAUAUUUUGUAGUAGGGGCUAUGAUAUAUUAGAGGUCCAGAGGAUCUGUGACAUCUGUAUAGAAAGUUUAAAUGUGUACAAGAACCAUAACCAUUCACAGCAGCAGUAAUUGGUGACUACAUAUUCUUCCCAGAUUUGCUAGGUGGUAGAUAAAUCCAUAGGUCUGAUUAAGACCUAAAUUAAUAGAGUAGAAUUUUCUGACAAACUCUGGUUCAGCUAUUUCUCUGAGAACUCCCUUUGCACUCUUUUGGCGGCUUUCAAGUCAGUAGGAUAAUGUUUGGAUAGACUUGAAAUGUUAUUCCACCGAUUUAUAAACGCUGCCAUUUUUAAGUGAUAUGUGUGUCACUUUUUAUUCUCUUGGACAGAGACAGAAAAGUUUGUCCUGCCACUGCCUGCAUAAAUCAAAACAUCCAUUUCUAUAUUCUCCCCUGCUUUCAUGUGUUUAUGCCUCUGCUGAAGUGUACAAAUGCUUAAGAUGCAAUAUCAGAACAGUCCUGUGCAUGUUUAUUCAGAAGCAGGCCUCACACUGUUCAGGGGAGUUUGUUUUAAGUUUAGGAUUGCAGUCUGAGUCUGUUAAUUUGGAAGGAUUCACAUUUUUUUUUUAGUAGUUACUGCUGUAAUAGAAAAAUAUAGCUACAUUUCAGGAAUUGAUAUAAGAAGUGGGGCUUGUGAGCAUUUAGAAGCACUAUUUGACAAAAUAAGUUACAGUGUAUGAAGUGUUGGUAUGGGAGACCCAAGCACAUAGGGCUUUCCUGCUUGACCAUGAAUUGCAUGAAGGUAUGCUUAGGAGAGUUGUCCUCUUGACCUAACAUGCCACAUGUGAUUGUUUUGGUGCUAAAUUUGUUAGUUUCCUCUAUUUAAAACCACACAUGCACAUUGUUUUGAACAUGGUUGAUGCCACCAAGCUGUAUACGAAUACUGCAAUAUUAUAUGAAAGUAUUGGGAUAUAUGUGAAAAAUGUGUGUUUGUCCUCAAAGAAUUAGAGCUUCUUUUUACAUACCUUAUUAUUGUUGAUCACUAGAACUUCUUGCUUUUACGUCUUCAAGCUUGUGUAUGUAACAAUGAGGAAACUGUUUGUCUAGAAACUUAUUUUCACUGGGGCUUAUAAAUUCCAUUGCCCUGCAAUUUGUCCUUAGUUUAUAAAGUAAGAUUCUCUCUUUCCUCCUUGCCCGCUCACUUCUCUCUUUGAGGAAUCAUGCAUAUUUUCAAACACUCUUGUAUGUUUUCUCAGCUUUGGAAUCUUGCCAUUAGAAACCCCUAGCCCGGGAGAUGGAUCCUAUUUACAAAACUGCACAAAUUCUUCUUCAGUAAUUGAUGUGCCACCUCCAGGAGCCCCUUCCAAGAAGGUACCUUGCAUUCAAGGGUGUGCAUGUGAGAUUGAAGGCAAGGAAAUAUAAAAAUCUGGAUAAUUGUUCUAAAAAGUCACAAGAAGAAAACUUUAGUUUUGUCAAAGCAACUUGAUGGGUGUUCAGUUUCUGUGUAUUUGCUCUCCAGUCAGGGGCACCAGCUCCUGGGGCCGAGCCCUUUUGGGCCUCCCCAAUAUUUUGGGGGUGAGGGCCUACCUCCCCACUUUCCAAAGAGCGCAGGGCCAAAGCAUGGAGUAGCUCCAGUGGCUAGCUUCUUCUUCUCUUCCUCCUCCUGCCGUGGAGGGGAAGGAGGGUUGAAGCAUCCUCCCACCAAUAGCAGUGCUGGCCAUUGAAGCCAUGCAGCUGCUGCUUUGGCUCCACCCUUGGCUUCUCCCGGCAUUCUAAUGUCAUGCACAUGAUGUCGGGAUGUGUGGCAUCACGCACGUGACAUUGCCCCCCCCCCCGUCGCCCUUGCAAGCUGGCGCCCCGCCUCCAAUUAUUUUGCAGGCAAACUCUCUACCACAGAGAGAAGUGGUAGACACUGUCUGAUUGCCUUAUCUCUGAUACAAUAACUUCUGCAGUCAAUAUCUUUGAACGCUAACCAAAUAUUUCUUUUAUUUUCUAAGGUUGUCUUUAAAACUAGAACUUUUGCAAUGUUCUUAUAAAAGUUACCACCAUUGUCUCCUAUUGUUAAUGUCUGUUAAACGUAUUAUUUGCCAAAGUCUGGUCAUUGUCCAGUGCUUCUACUACAUAAAAUGGGAGCUUCUCCAUAGACUGGUGUGGAAGUUAAUGGACAGUUGAAUCAGGCAUUACUAUUUUCAUUGACUAUUUCUCAGCCCCAAGGUUGGCCACAAGUAUUGAUAUGGUUAGCAAAUUUCAGUCUUCCUAAAAAGGUGGAUUAAUUCAAAAUAACUUUGCUUUGUCUUGUUUCCUGGUUUAGAGAUAAUGUAUGUGAUAAAUUUAAGUUUCCCCACCCAAAAAAAAUCUCACUGGAAUUAAUAGUGCACAGGAUUGUGCACAGUUGCCCUGAUUUAGUGAAUAUAGUGUGGAAAUAGGUUUUCUUGGGUUGCACUGGGUCUGCCUAUGGUGUGAGGAAAAGGGAAAGACUUUGCCUGGCAAUGUGAUAGGAUAGCCACCGGUGUUUAGAAAUACAUGCCAUUUUCUGUUUAUCAUGCAGUUCUCUUGAUCACAUAAUGACUGGAUAUUAUUAUUAUUAUUAUUAUUAUUAUUAUUAUUGAUAUUUUAGCAGAUAACUCCUCUUAGCUUUAUGAGUUGUAAGUAGCAAUACCAGUGGUUUUUAAUAACACUGUCAUAGGUCUGAUGCGCUGUUUUUUCCACAUAUAGACUGUCACCAGAAUAAGCCAAGCUGGAACAAAGUCAGUCUUCUCACAAAGUGGAAAUAGUCGGGAAGUAACGCCAAUCCUUGUUGCACAAACACAGAGUUCAGGCCCACAGACAAGGUAUGACAUGUCUUCCUAUGCCUGGAUCAUGAUUUUAUUUAUUUAUUUAUAAACAUUUUAUAUGUUUCAUAGAAUAAAAUUAUAUAUGUAGCUUUCAUAAAAAAUAAUAAAAGUAUCACAUUCAAUAACAUUUCCUAAAAACUAGUUUAAAGCAAACUUAUACAUAAAUAAAAAUAAAAACAAGCUGAGUCCAGGAAAACUGAUCUCUUCUUCACAGUGUACCUGACGGAAGGCAUUUCAGAAGGUGAGUCCUAUAAUUGAGAAGGCCCACUUCUGCGUUGUCACCAAGUGACAAUUCACUGGUCAUGAAACUACCUGCAGGGUCUCCACAGAAGAUCCUAAAGCUCAGCUUGAUCUGUACUGGGGGAGGCAGCCUGCCAGGUAUCUUGGACCUAAGUUGUAUACUUGAGGAUGGCAUGGAGGUGACAAAGUAGACCCUCUUCACUGCCAAUUAUAUACCAAUUAUAGGCACAAUUAUUCACUCUAUGUAUGUUGACUUGCUCACACAAUAAGGCUUGCACCCCAGCUACAGUGCCAGGGAGAGCACUCAGGUAUCAAUGGUCCACAAUGCCUAACCAGUCCGUAGUGAGACUAGGGCCUUGGCAGACUUGCUGGUAUUGUCUUCUUGUUUCUAGGUAAUUUUUUCUCUCCAUCGUUUUCUUUUGCUGUUGUCAUACUGCCCACAUUUCUACUUAGACAUUAGAAUGGAGUGGGUGCAUACCAUACGUGCCCUAAUUUCCACAAGGAGUUGUUGACGGUCGCGCUAAGAAGUUUUGUUUAUUCUCUCUUCAGUACAACCCCUCAGGUAUUGAGCCCAACCAUUGCUGCUCCACCUAAUGUGCUGCCUCGAAGAAGUUCACGCCUAUUCUCUAGUGAUAGUUCUACAACAAAGGUAAAUGGGACUCCAGCUGCUGUGAUGCCCUUGGUGAUUAGAUAUCUCAUAUGUGGAUGGAGAGCAGUUGGAGAAGCCGUAUAUUGCAAUAGUAUUACGAGGAAUUAACAAGGGCCAACAUGAAAAGCAGAAAUGUUUAAGAGGGCUACAAAUCUAAUUAGAAUACAAACAAAUUUAUUUCGGCGUAGAAUCCGCUUCAAGUAGACUGUAGACCAUGAAACUAUGUGCCAUAAUAAAUAUGGCAGACUUUAAGGUGCUACAAGAUUCCCUGGUUUUGCUGCAAAACAGAUUAUCAUGGUAAACUAUGAAAACAAUACCAUUACAGAGAACGCUUCCCUUCUUCAGUUAUAAAGAUCAUAGAGGUCUGGCCUUUUCUGCUGCUCCAUCUGUUCCUCCAUCCCUGGUCAUAGCUGGCUAACCUCUUGUUUUGGAUUUUUACCCUUAUUCCCUGAUGGGGAAGAUCGCUUCUAGAAAGCAUGUAUUCAAGCCAUACAUGCAAAUGUUCUGCAAACAGUUCUACUUUCUGCCAGUAUUCCUAAACUCAUGGGUUUUUCUACCAUUAUCCAGAGUCAUGCAUUUCUUUUCAUUGUUGAGCAGCUCAUAUUGGGUGAGAACUGCUUGGUAUGCAGAACUGAACUCAAAUACUCCUUUUUGUGCAGCUUUCCCCAGUGGAGAUGAGAACAAAGGACACGAUAAUAGAAGCUGGAUGCAAAGCUGUUGUGGCCAUCACAGAUCCCAUUGGUCACCUGGUUAAUACUGCUAUAUAAAUGUGUCGUCAUUUUUGGUAUCUUGUAUUCAGUAAUAGAUAUAUCUACUGCACAAAAUCGCAGACUAGUCCAAAGACAUCAUACUUAAAACGUGACUUAAGUUUCUUCCAAACCCCUGUGUGCUGAUGCUUAGUUUGAUGGCUGCUCCCUCAUUCUUGCACACUGUGUUCUGGAUAGCAGACAGGUCACUCGAGAGCUCUUCUAUAUGAUAGGAGCUUGGAUUGGAUUGCCUUUUCUCCCUUCCAGUUUAGUGAUCCAAAUUCCAGAAGAAACAGUACAUCUAGAUUUCUGUCCCUGAAUAUUAUGCUUUGCUGUUGGUUUUGGUUGCAGGGUAACGAGUUCUUAAAUACAUUUGUUCUUUUCUCGUAGGAAAAUAGUAAAAAGUUAAAAAUGAAGUUUCCGCCCAAAAUUGCAAACCGAAAGACAAAGUGUAAAACCAAUAAGGGAGGGAUCACACAGCCAAACAUAAAUGACAGUUUGGAAAUCACCAAACUUGAUUCGUCCAUCAUUUCAGAAGGAAAGAUUGCCUCCGUAACACCACAAAUCCAGGCAUUCACGUUACAGAAAGCAGCAGCAGGUGUGUGGACUGUUCCUAAGAAUUCAUUUGUAGUAGUUAAGCCAUCCCAAAGGCUGGGGGUGGAGAAUAAGACAAAAGCGGGGGGGGAGCAGUUAGAAUCAUGGCAAAAUAGUGCAUUUAAAACCAUUUCCCUUUCUGAUACAGUUAGAAUGAUGUCCAGAUUUUUGGCAGACAUAUAGAAUAAUCCAGUUAGCAGUUUCUUGUAAUGUGUAACUUUGGCUCAGAGUCAGGAUUUGAAUCUAGGUCCUAGUCAGCACCUUGUUCAUUAGACCACAUACUGGCAUUUUAUUUAUUUUCUAUUUCUCAUUUUGGCUUCUUGAGAAUAUGUUCCAUUUUUGAAACUAUAGGGCUUUUAGGCUUGUACUUUCUUAAUCUCCUUUGUUCUCCUGUGUAUUUAUUGCAUUUUUCUCCUAGAAGGUUUGAUGAGCCUUCUCCGUGACAUGGGGAAAGGUUAUUUAGCCUUGUGUUCUUACAACUGUAAAGAAGCAAUUCAUAUACUGAGUCAUUUGCCUUCUCACCACUACAACACGGGCUGGGUACUGUGCCAUAUUGGAAGAGCUUACUUUGAGCUUGCGGAAUAUAUGCAGGUGAGCGUGAUGUGGAAUGCUUCUAUUCUGUGCUGCAUGCCUGCCAAUGUACUGUAUUUUCAAGAUCACUUAACAUAGAUUUGGAUUACUCUCUCAUCUUUGAACUAUGCAACAUCAGUUCCUAGUUUGAGGAGGCCUCUGCAUAGUUAGUGCCUUUCGUGGGACCCUCUCCUACAUACCAUUCCCCAAGCGGGCUUAACAGCAACAGGGCUUCUCUGGUGCUGGGCAGCCUAUAUGCUUAUGCUCUAUCUAUUAGAGUAGAUUUAAAUUUGUGGUCAUGUAUUAACAUAUGAGAAGGCAGCAUCUUCUGUGCAUGUAUGGAAGGGUUGUCACCCAGAAGAUGGAUCAAAAUUGUUAUUUUUUGCUCUAGAGGGCAGGACUAAUGGAUGGAAUGAUUUCAGCUAAGUAUUAGGGGAAACUACAUGUAGGUAAGAUCUGCAACAGUAUGUCUUCGGAGGUGGAGGUCGAGGCAGAAUGGAUAACUGUCAGGGACGCUGCCAUGGUUACAUCCUGCAUUGUGCAGAAGGACCUCCAAGGUCUCUGUGAUUCUAAGAAAUAAAACCCUGAUGAGAAGCCAUAUGGGUGACUUGUUCACACACAAUUAUCAUCCAAAUGUGAUCAUGCAGAAAGUCUUUUAAUUCAUGUUGUUGAAAUGCCACUUGUUAAUUUCUCUCAUAGGCUGAGAGGAUAUUCUCUGAAGUCAGAAGGAUUGAAAACUACCGAGUGGAAGGGAUGGAAAUCUACUCAACAACACUGUGGCAUUUGCAGAAAGAUGUGGCUCUUUCGGUGCUUUCAAAAGACUUAACUGAUAUGGAUAAAAAUUCACCAGAGGUAUCAUCAUGGGCAUUUUGUUGUGGCAUUUUUUAAAACACACUUCAGUCUCUGAUUCGCUUCUUGAUUGUGGAAAAAGCAAAUUAGAGGUUGGCAUUAUUUUUAAAAAAUCAAGUAUCCACAAAGGUGUUGCCAUGUAAACAGGCACUUGAGCACCUGUUAAAUCCAGACUUGUUGCACUCUGUCUUUUCCAUUACUGCAUCACCUCCUCAAAAAACGGGAGAAAAAUACUAUCGUAUGUCUUCUACCAUUUUGCUUUUCUUUCUUCCAGGCAUGGUGUGCGGCAGGAAAUUGCUUCAGUUUGCAACGGGAACAUGACAUUGCCAUCAAGUUCUUUCAGAGAGCUAUACAAGUUGAUCCAAAUUAUGCCUACGCCUACACUCUCUUAGGGCAUGAAUUUGUGUUGACAGAGGAACUUGAGAAAGCAUUAGCCUGCUUUAGGAAUGCAAUUAGAAUGAACCCUCGGCACUAUAAUGCCUGGUAAGAAAUAUUUCUAAUUAGUUAAAAACCAGGAGUGGGAGAAGGAGAGAAUGAAGAAGCAAAAAAUUUAUGAGUUACAAUAUCCCCAAGGAUAAAAAUUUUAGGUGUCUACUUGCAGUCUCUUUGGGAUCCCUCUUUUUGUCUCCAACUUUACCUACUCCUGACUUGCAUCCAGUUGACAUGCAUCUGUCCUGACAUAGUUGCCUCUGAAAAUGGCUGUGGCAUCAUUAGGGUUCCAUACCACUGCCAGCAGCACGUGAAAAGUUCAUUAUGCCAUUCUCCCCCAGUUAUACAUUCUCAAAUGUGUAAAGCUCAAAACUUUAAGUAAAAAGCCUUAAACAAUAAAACCGUCAAUAAUAAUAAUAAUAAUUAAUUGGCAUGAAACCACCAUAUAUAUUUAAAACUGAGCAUCCUCAAGCAAUCUUUAUCUCUACCAAGCUUUGGAAGCUCAAAAGGGUUCGGCUUUGACAAACAUUUCCCAUGUGAGAUGUUGGAGAGAACAGGGAACACCUCUGUAUCAGCACUGCACCUCCCUUGGGGCUCCCAAGCAGUUGCUUGAAGCAUAAUCUUAUGCAUUGUGCAAUACACCUUAGAUGCCACUGCACUAUAAAAUAUAUAACCAUCUCUCCCCACUUAUGUGAGAGUUGCUGCUCUGCUACAUUUUAUUUGACAAAAUGACUUACUAAAUAUUAUAUUCUUGGUAAUAGGAUGGCACUCUUACCAUGUCAAAGCAGUUCUGAGCAGCUGUCAUGGUUUAUAGGCUUAUAAAGGGUAGGGAGAGAAAAACUUGACUUGGAUUGUAACAGGGAGAGUGUAUUUGAACUAGACGGUGCUGAAACAAUCAUAUAAAGGCUUUGCUUCAAAAUAGGGGAGUAGAAUAUUAACAUAUUGUGUAGAUGCUGUUAGAAUUAUGAAAUCUUUUUCAUUUUACCUGUGUUGCUCAAAGUCAGCCACUCAAUUAAUGUUGUGCACUUACACUCUCAGCCUAUAGAAAGUGUCCUUCCUAAUAAUAUACAAGCUUGGUGCCUAAUACAGUCUUGUUUUAAAAUUGCUAGGUAUGGGUUGGGAAUGAUUUACUACAAACAGGAGAAAUUCAGCCUUGCAGAAAUGCAUUUCCAGAAAGCACUUCAUAUCAACCCUCAGAGCUCUGUCUUGUUGUGCCACAUUGGAGUUGUAAGUAAAUCAUGCUUCAUUCUGCCCCUGGCCUGAACAUAGACAUUGGCAAAUCCAAACAAUGAGCAAGCACUGUCCUUUUAAAACAAAUAAAUAAAUCAUUUCUUUUUCAGGUUCAGCAUGCCCUGAAGAAAUCUGAAAAGGCUUUGGAUACUUUGAACAAAGCUAUUAAUAUUGAUCCCAAGAACCCCCUCUGCAAAUUCCAUAGAGCCUCAGUAUUAUUUGCAAAUGAGAAGUAUAAGGUGAGCCAUUUGCAAUGAGGUUGAACUGCACUUUUGAGUUUCUUGAACAGCAACCGUUUGUGUUUCCUUUGAAAGCUUGGACACACUCUACAGCCAUUGCAUAACACCUGUAGGGCAAUCCUAAACAUGUUAAUUUAGGAGUAAGUUCCUAUGAAUUUGUUGGGUUUUUUCUUUAAUAAAUUCUGUGGGCUCUGGGGUCUGUUCUUAUCUAAUUGCUGCCUCAUACAAGUUGUGUUCCACAGUAGAUCUCGCUUUAUCUAAUGGUUCCUUCCCAAUCAUAUCGCUUAUAGCAAGUGUUUAUGGUAUAAUAUGAUUCCUAGUUUGGGAGAAAGGGAGAAUGGAUAUAUUGAAUUAGUCUGGAUCAUUUAAUCCUUCUAAGCAAAAUAUGCUGACCAUCUACAAGCUGGCACUAAAUUAUUUGACGCUCACACAGUCAUGUGCCUCAAAACUCUCCCAGCUGUUCAUAUAACUCACCUUCCUUUUUGUUGUAAUUAUACCAGCUCUCUUGCCCUGGUUGCUAUUUAUUUCUUGAACCUUGUUAUACUUCUGUCAUCCUGCUUUGGGGAGGAGAGAUCUGUCUUUCCCCCCUCUGUUCAGUAUCUAUUAAUUUCCUGCAUUCCCUGGUCCCUUGUGGGUGUGUUUCAGGUGGCUAGGUGCACAUGAAACCAAAAGCCUUGGUGUUUUCUAGCAAAUAAUAAUAUUACAAAUUCUAAGCCCAUAGAAAAUACAUGUGUCAAACAAUUAACUAGGAUUGCUGGAAGAAAGAUUUAUUUGUAUUGUACCAAAGGUUGUUGUUGUUUAGUUGUUUAGUCGUGUCUGACUCUUCGUGACCAAAAGUAUCAACUCUAAUAUUGUUAUAUGGUUCAUAUUUCUCAGAAAAAACUGCUCAAUGGUUUGGGGUCUUUUUUGGUCAUUUCAGUAUGCUUUACAAGAACUUGAAGAACUGAAGCAAAUUGUUCCCAAAGAGUCUCUUGUUUACUUCUUAAUAGGAAAGGUAAGAACCAGCCUGAGAAUAGCCUUCUGAAUUACAGCUGUAAGAUGGGUUCCCUUGCAUUUUCUGAUUCAAAGAAAAGCAAGGCGAUUGUUGAUGAUUAUGGGAAGGGCUGUGCUAUACAGGUUUGUGCUCAGAGAUUAUGCUGCACCAGGCUUCAACAAUAGGGGUGCCAUAAGGCAAAUAUAAUGAGUGACUAGCCUUCCUGCCAACUUUGAAGCUGCAGAGUGGGGCAAAGGCCAUCCUGGCAAUUGCUUGCCAAUCUCCACCCUCUCUUCACCUUCACUCUUCACAAGGGAAGUUGUAAUUCUGACAGCUGUGCUGCCAAGGAACCUGGGGCAUCUUGGCCAAGUGGGACCAAACUGACACCCCCCCAAAACACUGUGAAGCAGUGGAACAAUGUGGAAUCCUUGAUUGCCACUGUACAAAGAGAGAGGCUUGUGAAGAGGUUUGCUAGGCAGGGGCUAGUGACUAUAAUUUUUGGCUUAGCUAGAAAGGCAAGCCCCAAAAUGUGGAUCUCUGCACACAGAGAUAGGCAAAUAUUCGGGUACCCUAGUCCCAAGCUGUGAAAAGAUUUAAAAAUAAGUGCCAGCACUUUGAAUUGGGCCAAUAAAUGGACAGGAAACUAAGCUGUUUCCAACCUGAUCCCAGUUAGCUGUUAUUGCAGCUGGAAGGUAGGCCAUCUAGGAGAAGGAAAACUGAUCCUAAACAUCUGCUGCCUUGUGAGAUGUCUUCAGGAAAAUAAAAUGCUAAGGAGUAAGCCCUACUCAAAUCCAAAGUGGAGUCCCUAAAAUAGUUGGAUGGUUGUUUCUGUCCAGAAAGGGUUGGAGUUAGCAUGCAGCUUGAGUUCUGUUGUGGAAGGCACUCCAUGGCCAGCUUGAGUCUUGGGAGACAAAGCUGCAUCUGCAAUAUCUCAGAACUGCAAACUUGUUCAACCCCAUAAAGAACAGGUUGAACAUUGUUGCCUGGAUUGACAAAUCACCCUCCAAUAGCAACUCUUGACAUUUAUGUAGAGCUCUAGAUAUUCCCAUUUGGUAGAGGCAAGCAUGUAUUGCUGCAAACAUUUAAUUUAUUGACUUACAUUGGCGUUGAUGAUUGUUGUUUCGCUAGGUUUAUAAAAAGUUGGGGCAGACCCAUCUCGCACUGAUGAACUUUUCUUGGGCAAUGGACUUGGAUCCCAAAGGAGCCAACAACCAGAUCAAAGAGGCCAUUGACAAGCGGUACCUUCCAGAUGAUGAAGAGCCUGUAACACAAGAGGAGCAGAUCAGCGAAUGUUGCCCAUAUGAGUCAGGCAGGUCUUCUUGAUUCCCCCCCCCCCCCCUUUGAGGCAAAUGGAGAGGCUUCUCGUUUGAAUAACUUGAAAGCGUUGUAAUUGCAGCGGUCUUAGCACUUAGCAUGGCUGUUACUUCAUGCAACGUGGAGUCUAAAAUGCCAUUUUCCAACUUUUUAUUCAGGUUUUUUUUUAAAAGCAAUUUGUGGCUCUUAUGAUUGGAAAUUGAUACUUAAAAAAUAAAUAAAUGAGCAUAAAUAAGCCUAAACCACAUGAGGAGGCUUGAGUCUCAAGGGGAGCAGACAUGCUGACAUUCCUGGUACAUAACUGCCAUUUUGCUUACUUCCAUACAGUACCCUUGCUAUUCCUGCCAUCCUCCUCUCGGCCACUGUUAUUUAAAACAAAUACACUAGUAUUGAUGUAUUUGUGCAAAUUAUAGCUUUUACAUAAGGCCACAGAUGAAUAUGAGCUGUGUUGGGUCAGCUCCAGAAUAUGCUUGCAGUCUCAGAGUUUUUUGCUUUUUGUUUUGUUUUGUUGGUUUUUUUUACUGUGGUGUAAUGUAUGGAGCUUUGGACUAGGACCAGAGAGACCCAGGUUCAAAUUCUCCCUCGGCCAUGAAGUUUACUUGGAGUCAAUUACUAUUGUUCAGUCUAAGUCACAGGGGUGUAAUAAAGGGCAAGCAGUGUACACUAUGUCUUGAGCUACUUUAAAGAAAAGUGGGCUGUAAAUGUAAAAAUGAAUGAAUGAAUGGCCUCAACUGGAUAAUGUAUAUGAAAUACUUUAACAACUAAAUACUAAAUGCUUGGCUUAAAUGCUAAAUUGUUUCUGCUAUUAGCAUCACAAACUGACUGAAAGUUUUAUAGGUAGUGCAGGCCAUGUCCACAUAGAGACUGAGAGUGUGGAAACUGAAUUGUGGACAUCUCAGGCAGGAGCAGUUUGCUUAUGGAGAGGUACUGUAUGGUGCUCUUGAGCCUUGCAAGGGGAGGGCAGGUUGGCAAGUAAAAAUAUGUGGUGUACAUAAUAAUGUAAUAUAUCCCAUAAAUUGGACUGGAACAUACUAUUUAAGGUCUGCUAUAGAAUGGUCUGUUCAUACAGGAUUUUGCCCCUACUUUGUGAAAUGUGCAAGAAUUCUACAAAUGGCUUAAUUUGUUUGUGUAUUUUGUUUUUCUUCCAAAAGUUGGCACAGAUGAGUCCCAGGCAAGCAGCAUGACUGACGCGGAUGACACACAGCUCCAUGCAGUAGAAAGUGAUGAAUUUUAACCUCAGAAGGUGGAUUCUGAGCUUGGAUGUGUGUCUGACUGAUACUGUUGGAUUCUUCCCUUCUCCUCCUGCCACAGAAACAGCAUCAUUCUCAUGCUCCACCGACACCCCAGGCACAUCAUUCAUCAGAUUUUAAUUGACACAGAAUUAAUGGAAAUGCAUUUUUGGGUCAUUAUUUGACUCUUUGGCUCUUUCAUCUUUAUAAACAUGAUUCUUUGAGGAGGAAAGACUUUUUUUAAAAACCUCCUUUUUGUUGAGAAACCUAUCAUGGAAAAAAGAUUUGCUAUAUGGGAGCUGAGAGAUGUGGGAAAGUAACUGAUGAAGCAGUUUCUUGUUCCUUCCCCAGAAAUGUGUCUUAGUUUUGGCUCUUUCCUCUUCAGUAAGCAGAGACCAUUUCCACGUUCUUCAGAGACAAGUGUGGAAGUACAGGACUGGAAUGUGUUAAAGACAUUUCUGAAUACUAUUAGAGUGUAACUUAAAUGCCAGAGAAUGUAAAUGACCUUAAAAACAACAGUGUCUCCUGUGAACAAACACAUUACAGAAUAUAUAAAGCCCAGCAUCCCUGCUUUUAGAUUUGUCAAUCUGCCAGGAUAGAGACUUCCAUAAAAUACUUUAGUAUUCCACCCAGGAGUUAACGUUACCAAACUAACUUCUAAAACAUCAUUUGCCGGUAUUUGUAGGCAACACAAGUCCAUAACAGGAUGUUGGUUGCUUGUCGGGUGCUCCUUGCAAUUGCGCCUGGCAGUUGGGAAUAUAAAAAUGCUAUCGCAGUUGUAAACUCCUAGAGAAAAUAAGUGUGUAGAUUUGCAGUGUUGAAAGAAUGCAAUGAAAUAUAUCCACAACAACAGAAUGCCAAGAAGACAAUGGAAGCCUUAAUCCAAUCAAAACCUUACACUGGUGGUGCACCCCCACCUGUUUGCGGCAGUAUCCCCUUCAAAACUAUUUUGUAAAGUGUUGUCUGAAUGAACAGAUGCAAAAAAAAAUAUUGUGCAAUUAUCUGUCUCCUUUUUGUUUUUUGUUUGGGUUUUUUUUUUUAAUCCUGUAAGUUUGAGUACUUCCGAUGUCUUGUAGGAAUUUAGACCCCAGGAGGCUAUUUCUGUGAGGAAGGAUGCUAGGCUGUGUUAAAGAAGCCAAAAUUUUCCUCCUUUGUAGCACUCCUGCAACAAAGGUUGGAUGGCCUUUGUGCAGUGACCAUCAAGAAAGUGUAUGAUAACCUUACAGUUUUAAAGAGCAAAUUAUGCACAAUAAAAUGGUUUAAAUUUCACAGAAAUGUAUUGUGAUCAGUUUCCACAUCUUUUAAAGGCAUCAGCAUAUAUUUUCGAGGGCCUUUGUUGUAUUUGUAAUUAAUGAGCUCAAUUCCUGAACAGACCUGCAGGAGUCAGGCAGACGGCAAUGGUCCUUAUGUAGCCAAAGCAGCACCGUCCAUACAAAAGAGGAAGGUGUAUUAGCAGGUUUGGGGGGACCCCAAGGUUUGCAAGGUUAAAAAACAAGCAGCUUCAAGAAAAAACAAACAAAGGGAUGACCUAAUGGCAGCCCGGUAAGGACAGAACAUGCUCAUUAGGCACAUGGUAGGAGAUAGACUGAGGAGGAACAAAGUGGUAGGAACCCAAAAUUCUCCACACUGCAACUUUUUGCUGCAAGCUCCGCUUGUACUUUACUGUGCUCAUUUUUUAAAUGUUUUAAGACUCGAAUUCGAUACCCUCUUACCCUGGGGUAAGUCCCAUUUAACUCAAUAGGAUUCAGUUAGACAUGCACAGAACAUUGCAAUUAGUUUUGUUUUAGAAGUAGGCGUGGAGAUUGUAGAAAGUUACAAUGGCUAUGCAGAAGUUGAUCUUUUCAGAAAUACUUUUAAAAAUGUGAGGUCAUCUGUUACAUUUUCCAUUUAAUGAGUGGUUAUAUUUUGAAAAUAAGCUGUUAAUUAGAUCAUCUGCUAUGACUGCUGGGACGGGAGUGCUUUCACAUAUCACAAAAUAAGGUCAGCAGACUGGCUUACUGGCUGAAAAAAAGUGGAGCAAAAUUGACAAUUGGAUGAAUAACAAGCAAUUAAGUUUUCCAGAGGAAAUUUUUGUUAGCCAAAGCCCACCCUGCCUCAUUUUAUUUUUUCAAAUGUAAAAUGUUUAUUUGUUGAAUGAGGAUUCUUGGUUACCUUCUUUUUUAUUGCAUUACAUGUUGGAAUUCAUGUU
Messenger RNA from Podarcis lilfordi (Lilford's wall lizard), 30006 nucleotides. NCBI's taxonomy places the organism in Eukaryota, Metazoa, Chordata, Lepidosauria, Squamata, Lacertidae. The record is from the annotation of a GenBank genome assembly.